Molecule: messenger RNA, 756 nt
Organism: Symbiodinium sp. CCMP2592
Lineage: Eukaryota; Dinophyceae; Suessiales; Symbiodiniaceae
Source: the annotation of a GenBank genome assembly
AUGAGACACAAGCUGAUUGUGUCCAGGCUGGGCAACGAUUGGAAGGCGCGCCAGGCGCAGAUGAUCGCAUACGGCUCCCACCUUCGUCGUCAAUACGAAGACAGGGUUCAAUAUUGGGCCACACGAGCUCAAAGCCGGAUCCGUGCUCUGAGCGUGCGACAAUUGAGGACCAUCUGCAUCAUUGUCGACUCCAUCGAUCACUCGAAACUGCGCUGGCCUCGCAGCCUGGUGCUGCAGAGUAAGGACUUCGCUUCGUUCAACAGACCGCACCUCACGUGCACAGGUGUAAUAUGCCACGGAUACUCCGCUUUACUCUGUAUCAGUGAAGGGCACGUGAGCGCCGACAGCUCUCGCACAACGGAGAUCAUCAUGCACACCCUACAAAGACUGCAACGCGACAUGGUGGAUCUUCGGGCGUGCCAGCUGGUCAUCCAGUCCGACAAUUGCUCCAAGGAGGGUAAAAACAACACUCUCCUCCGAACAUUGUCGGGGUUAGUCUCCUCGCGCCGCUUGGGCAGGUGUGAACUUCGCUAUUUAGAAAGCGGCCACUCGCACGAGGACGUUGACGCGUGGUUUGGCUUGUUGGCAGGCUUCAUAGAGCAGCACCAGGAGGUUGAUUCUCCAGAAGCUUUCGUGGACCUUCUCAAUGCUUUCUUGCAUGCGCAGCCGCGCCCGCACGAGCAGGAUCGAGCGGUGGUGAAGUUAGACCAGGUCAGAAACUGGUCCUUCGGUCUGGAUGUGGCAUUGAAAAUGUAA